AAAAAUUAAAUUGUUUAUUAUUUUUUUAGCAACAGCAAUUACGUUUUUAACCAUUCAACCCCCCACAGAUUAAAUGGUACGGUCCGCAACUGUCAGGUUCCUGCACUCGGUUGCUAGGAGGCGGAGAACGCCUGAACGCUAGAACUAAAGCGCAGGGGAAAGCUCUGCCUCACACUUUUAGCAUCAUUAGCGGUUCUACUUUAUUCAUUUCUACACCGAGGGAUACUCCUGUGGAUAUGUCGGUAUGGACGGUUCGGCAGGGAAGCGUGUUUACAUGUUGUUUUGCUCCUUUUACCGUUGUCCCGCCGCUAGCGCGUAUUAAAACUAAGUGAACAUACUCACAAUUGUUUACAAUGGCCGCCGAGUGUACGCAAGAGGCAAUCCUGGAUUUUGUGAAGGAGAAAGGGGGCAAAGUGAAAAACACGGAUUUAAUUGAGCAGUUUAAGGCUGUAUUCCCGGAGGAGCCGGAGAAGAAGGCGGCGGCCCGUGAGAGAUUUAAAAGCUACGUUGACGGCAUUGCUUUUGUAAAAACUGAGAGUGGAGUUAAAUACGUCUGCCUGAAGAAAAAGUUUCGCGGUUCAGUGAAGCAGCAAAGCUCGAGUGUGAGCAGUGGGACAGAAACGGAACCAGUGCAAGUUUUAAAUCAACAGAAACUCAUUCACCGUUCUCCCGCAGCUUCACAGCGGGCGGACAGCAGUCCGGUCAGUGACGCGGAGCUUCCAGCCCAGCAACGAACACUAACUUUACCUGCCUCAAGUUCCGGAAAUGACAACCAGGUGAGACCGCAUGAUUUCCUGCCUGCAACCAUUUUGCCUGACAAAACAGACGACAAAAGUAAGUGUCGCGAAGUUGUUUGUAUAGUCGAGGAGGUGGGCAGCAGCUCCGGUGAGAUGGGAAACAGAGAAAGCUUUCGAAGAGAGAGGAGGCAGUCCAAGAAGGAGCUGGUUGGAAAAGUGCCUGGCAUACCAGAAAUCGCAGUGAUUGAAGCUUCGCCUCUCCCUGCGGUGGGAUCGACGUUCACCCUGCCUGGGCCUGUACAAACCGGUACUACAGGACAGGUAGACUCAGCUACUGCUGGACGCAGUCCCAGAGACAGACAGGUUGAGACGGAGUCUCUGUCAGUAGAAGGCCCGAAGGAAGCGGAGCAGAUAAAUGUGUUGACCAGGCGGCAAACCUCAAGAGGAUCCCAGCACAGAUCCAGACAGCCGCAGUCAGACGAAGGGCAGGAUGAAGGCCAGUUGGAUACACAUAGUUUGUCUGGGAGUGAAGGAAACGGCAGCCCGAAAGGCAGCCGCAAACACUUCAUCAAGGUCAUGAUGAACAGUUCCCCCCAGGUGAGGCGCAGCAUGGUGUUACGCAGCUCAGUUUACCUGUCCUCCAGGAGGGACAGUGACUCGGCUUCCUUGUUCUCCUCCAACCUGGAUGACGACAGGACCUCAGUCACUCUGGACCCGCUGGAACACGAGUGGAUGAUGUGUGCUUCGGAUGGGGAGUGGGACAGCUUGUACCGCCUCCUCAAAACUGAGCCCAGCCUCGUCCUGAGGAAGGAUUUCAUCACUGGUUUCACCUGCCUGCACUGGGCAGCCAAGCACGGCAGGCCGGAGCUGAUAGCCCUGUUUAUCAGCUUUGCCAAACAGCACAGUAUUCCCAUCAGUGUUGAUGUUCGAUCCAACACUGGCUACACGCCGCUGCACCUAGCUGCCAUGCACAACCACAUGGAGGUGGUGAAGCUCCUGGUGGGUGCCUACGACGCAGAUGUGGAGAUCAGAGACUACAGUGGGAGGAAGGCCUGCCAGUACCUCACUGACAGUGUGAGUGUGGACAUACAGGACAUCAUAGGAGCAUACGAGCGUUCUGACUCAGAGAACGCAGACCGCAGCGAUGGAGGCCGCUGGAGGUUCUCCAAGGUUCUCCAGUCUAACCUGAAGCCCCUCAAGCUGCUGAACCCCAAUGACUGUGACUCUGUGGACGGGGAGGUUCGACCCAGACAGAAACCCCUCAGGAGGAAGUCUUCACUCAGCAGGAUGAAGCCCAAACUGCAGAAGCUCCGCUUGAAGACGUCGCAGAUUGUCCACAGCACGUCGUUCCGUGACCCAGAGGGGCAGGAGGGGUCUGUGAAGGGUUCCUUUAAGUCCAGACCCAAGACAUAUUUCUUUGGGUGAGAUCAGUACUGACACAGGACAGGAAAUGGUUUACAGGGAUGUCGACAGUUAAAGCACAGAAUGUUUGCAGAAAUGUGGCAAAAGACAGUUUUUAAGACAAUUCUUCCGUUGCAUUGAAAGACUGGGCCAAAUGAACAAAUGAGCGCAGUUUGGAGCAGGGGUUCAAAUUGUGUGGGCUUUUUUUUUAUUAAUGCAGGUGAAAGCUGAUACUUUGGGUUGAAUACAGCAUCUCAAAAUGUGAUCAUUUUUAUGCCAAACAAUCAGUAAAACCUUUAUCCUUGAUCUCUGAAACUCAGUUUAGUCAAAUUGUUCCAUUAGACUCAUUUUGGUUGUCUUCCCAUCAAUAACUAACUAAUAAAUGUUGGCCCUGGCCAUUUGUACUGCAAAACGGUCGAGAUGUCCAGGCAGCCGGAGCCUCAGGAACAUCGGUGAUAUCCGAUGGAGAUCAUCGAUCACUCCCCUCUCUAACAGCGUCCUGAAAUGUUUGAUAGAUGUCAGUAAAUCUCUGCUAGUACAACAAGUCAAGCUUGCAGCAGUUUUAAGUGCAAAGAGCAUGAAGACUCAACAAAUGGCAUGAAAUGACCCAAAGCAACAGCGGUAGUCCGUCUCUCAGUACAGUACUCUGACCUCCCUGCUGUCUGCGGCUCUCAGCUCCAAGCCCAUUGGUUGGAAGAUGUAAAUCUUUAAAAACACCUCACAGAUAUAUAGUUUCAUUUUUUAAAAAGGCUCAGCUGGCCACUGUAGUUUCUAAAACGUUAAACAGGAGGAAACAGGGCCAUACACACACAAUACUUGUUAGUAGAUGCAUUCACUGUUGGUUUUGCUUGGCACAUGGGAUUUGUUGACAAUUAAAAAAAAAAAAUAGAAUAUCACCAGCACAUUGUAAAUAAAUGUAUUAAAUAGCAACUAGGCCCUUUAGCACCGCACUUAAUUGGUAUUUAUUUGAGUUUUUCCUCUUUUAAUUGGUUUUGUUUGAUUAUAUAAAUGCUUUUUCACUACAGAAACAGCACAGUAAGAACUUUCCGGUGAUAUACUGUAUAUUACAGAUUUUUGGCUCCAUGAUCUACCGCAAAUGCACAUUGUGUUACAAUAUUUAUCAGUUUGAAAAGAUAACGUAGAUUAGAUGUUAAAACAUACUGUAGACGGUGACGUUCCUUGUGAUGUGACUGCAGGUCAGCCUGCUUCUCUUUAUCCACAGCUGACACUAAAGCCUCUUGGCCUCGAGGCCGUAAUCUGCAGGCAGAUUCCGUGUCACAAGGUUGUAGUGUGAGGCCAGGCCAGUGGUAUUAAGAGAGAAGUUCUGGUCUUGGGUAAUUUUCCUUUGCAUACUUUACAGGGCCAGAAUUUUAAUCUGGGGACUAAUGUCACCAGCAUUUGAAAAUGAAGUAACAGACCUCCCCUGGAAACACUAAAGCCAUCUGGCGAGGGCUAAGUCCAAUAAACUGGAUAAGUCCUCUGGUUAAGGAACUGCACAGCACUGGAGUUUACAAAUGGUUUACUUAACAUGAGGAAUGUACAGCAGCAGAAUGUCCAAUAUUUUGCAAGUUGUUUAAUAAAUGUAUUGCAUGAGAUGGUGGAUGGAAACCAGACUGGAAAACAACAUUAUCAAACCAGCAAUAAAAGGACAGUUUCAGAGCAUGGAA
This is a messenger RNA of Siniperca chuatsi (mandarin fish), 3805 nucleotides long. RefSeq names its product ankyrin repeat domain-containing protein SOWAHC-like. NCBI's taxonomy places the organism in Eukaryota, Metazoa, Chordata, Actinopteri, Centrarchiformes, Sinipercidae. The transcript has a single exon. The record is from RefSeq and is a predicted model, not a curated record. The coding region runs from base 354 to 2162 and encodes 602 amino acids. Gene Ontology annotation, molecular function: protein binding.